AAGCGAUCUUCCGGCACGCUCGCACAGGCUAGUUGCCGAAGGCGAUCUUCCAGCACCCCGUGAGAAAUUUCCUUUGCGUGGAUUACAAUCCAGAACAGCAUUCUUCUUUCAGCAUGGAAGAAGCUCCUCCUACAUUCUCUUCAACAGAUCAUGAGACCACUAACGUGGGAGAGACAGGUGCUAGUAGAGAUGAUCAGUACAUCAAAAGGUUAAAACCAGUGAUAGGGAUGGAAUUCGAGAAUGAACAUAUGGCAUAUGAGUUCUACAAUACGUAUGCAGGACAUGUAGGUUUCAGUGUGCGGAAAUUUUGGCAUGAUAAAUCCUCAACUAAUGUUAUUCGGACAAAGAAAUUUGUAUGCUCAAAGUCAGGUUACAAAGACAAAAACAGUACUUCUGGACCAUGCCAGCGGAAGCGAGCAGAUACAAGAGUUGGUUGUAAGGCCGAGAUGACUAUCAAAAUAAGUGAAAUUGGAAAAUAUGUUGUAAGCAGCUUUGAGGAUGCUCAUAAUCAUGACCUCGUAACUCCAAGCAAAGCCCAUCUGUUGCGAUCUCAGAGAAGAAUUACAGAAGCUCAGAAGGCCCAAAUUGACAUAUUGAAUGACUCAGGUAUUAGACCUAAAUCAGGUCAUGAAGCGAUGAGUAGACAAGCAGGGGGUCGACAAAGUCUUUGCUUCACUCGAAAAGAUUAUAAAAACUAUCUUCGAUCGAAGCGUAUGCACUCAAUCCAAGAAGGAGAUACAGGAGCCAUUCUUCAAUAUCUACAGGACAAGAAACAGGACAAGCAGACGGAAAAUCCUUCUUUCUUUUAUGCAAUACAAGUAGAUGAAGAUGAGAUGAUGACUAACAUAUUCUGGGCAGACGCAAGAUCAGUAUUAGACUACGACUACUUUGGUGAUGUCAUAUGUUUUGACACGACCUACAAAACAAAUAGUUACGGCAGACCUUUUGCGGUUUUUGUUGGUGUCAACCAUCAUAAGCAAACAGUGGUUUUUGGAGCAGCAUUAUUGUAUGAUGAAACAAAAGAAACAUUUGAAUGGUUGUUUGAAACAUUCAAAAAAGCCAUGUCCGGAAAAGAACCAAAGACAAUAUUGACCGAUCAAUGUGCAGCCAUUAUCGGUGCCAUUGACAUUGUUUUUGCUAACUCAAUACAUCGUCUAUGUGUGUGGCACAUGUAUCAGAAUGCUGCAAAACAUUUGAGCCAUGUUUUUCAAGGUUCCAAGACAUUUAAGAAAGAUUUUGGCAAGUGUGUUUUUUAUUUUGAAGAAGUUGAAGAAUUUAUAGCAGCUUGGAAUGAUAUGUUAAAGGCAUAUAAUUUGGAAGACAAUGAGUGGCUACAAAGAUUAUUCAAGAGCAAAGAGAAGUGGGCGCUGGUGUAUGGUCGGCAAACCUUCUGCGCAGAUAUGAUAUCUACACAAAGAAGUGAGAGUCUCAAUGCAAUGUUGAAGCGAUACUUGCAUGUUCGCCUUGAUCUAUUAGACUUCUUCAAGCACUACGAGAGGGCAGUCGAUGACAGGAGGUAUGCUGAAGUGGAAAGUGAUUUCUAUGCAAGUCAAACAUCUCCCAAAGUUCCACAUGUGCGGAUGCUGAUACAAACUUCGAAGGAAUAUACGCCAGCUAUGUUUGAAAUAUUUAGAGGAGAAUACGACAUGGUGAUGGGAUGUUGUUUGUACAAUAGUGGUCAUAGUGACUCUACUUUAGAAUUCAAAGUUAGUAAUACAGAUCACCCCCGAAGCAGGGAAUAAAGAGAAAAGAAGCAGGAAGUAGCAGCAAGCGGAACAAAUCGGGACUUGAACAGAACAAGAAUAAAUCAAAGAAAGCGCAAGCAACAAUGUACAAGAGUGGUAAUUGUGCUUCUGCACCAUCCGAAGUAAAUCCUAUUUUCAACGUUCAAUUGAACAACAACAAUUUAGCAGGAUUCAACUGGUCUAUGCCUCAACUACCGCAGGCUGGGAACUAUAAUUUUCAAGCACUAUCGGGCCCUAUGCCUCAACUAUCGCAGGGCGGGAACUAUAAUUUUCAAGCACUACCGGGCGCUAUGCCUCAACUACCGCAGGGCGGGAACUAUAAUUUUCAAGCACUGCCACAUGCUAUGCCUCAGGUUGAGAACUACAAUAUGCAAGUAUUGCAGCGUGCGAUGCCUCCACUACAUCAGGCGAAUGCAACUUUUCAGCAGUUGAUUGGUUUGCAGUCACAACAGCCAUAUUCCAAUUAUAACACUCAACCAAGUCAGAGUUCUGGUUCUGUAGCUUUACCAGACAUGGGAUGGACAACAUAUCAAAAUGGUCAGCUGCCAAGCAAGUUCUUGGGUAGCCAAUCAAGUCAUCAACAAGACAAUCCUUUUUAAGUGGCUCUAUAUGAAAUUUGCUUGGCAGAAAACGGGAUGUAGUACUUGAUCUUACCAUUCAUAUUACAGCUCGAUACGUAAUAAUACUGGUUAUGCACUAGUUUAUUUCCAAUGGUUUAGUUCUAAGUUAAACGUUGUCUUGGAGAUUAAAUUUCCCACAAGGAACUUCCAGCAAUUUGUGUUCCCCGUUGUAGUUAUCCACAACAUUUGAUGUGCUAUAGUAAAUAAAUCCAUAUGCUACAAGGGGAGAA
Lolium perenne is the source of this 2595-nucleotide messenger RNA. The record is from RefSeq and is a predicted model, not a curated record. Lineage: Eukaryota; Viridiplantae; Streptophyta; Magnoliopsida; Poales; Poaceae.